Molecule: messenger RNA, 1422 nt
Organism: Anopheles coustani
Lineage: Eukaryota; Metazoa; Arthropoda; Insecta; Diptera; Culicidae
Product: sodium channel protein Nach-like
Exons: 5
Coding region: 1-1422 (473 amino acids)
Biological process (GO): sodium ion transmembrane transport
Cellular component (GO): membrane
Molecular function (GO): ligand-gated sodium channel activity
Source: RefSeq, a predicted model, not a curated record
AUGACGUACCGGCUAACGUUCACUAAAGCUAUUCAAAGUGUCCUCUCCAGGACCAGCUUGCAUGGAGUGUUUCAUCUAGUGCACGCUCGAAGUACAUAUUUUGAAAAAGUGUUAUGGUUCGGAUUUAUUACAAUGGCACUAACGGGCGGAUGCUACACGGUGGGUAUUUUCUGGCUACGUUAUUGGACCAAUCCAACGGUAAUAGCGCUGGAUCGCGACUACCACCUUUGGAACACGACGUUCCCCAGUUUGACCGUUUGCUUCCAGAAACGGUUGAACGAACGUGCUCGAGAUGAGUUGAUAGAAAGCAUAGAUCCCGAGCUGGCGCCCAGGUAUGCGGAAUUUUUGGACACCCUGCUGGAUAGCGACAUAGAAAACGUGGGUCGUUUAGCCGACUUUGACGAGUUUGAAGGCGUCAACUUGAGGGAGCUGCUAAACGAAUUAACCGAUCGGCCGAACGCAAUCAUUGCGAUGGAAGGCGAUCUACAGGGGACACUGGUGCGAACUAUGACGGAAAUGGGCAUCUGCUAUACGUUCAACUCGGCCCUAACCAGGUAUUUAAGCAUUGACCAAUACACCGGUGAAGAAAAACUGUACCAAGUCAGCGUGUUCAAUGGUGAAGCGUCGGCCACAAUAUCGAACUGUACUUCGAACGCAAAUAUUUACUUCCACAGUCCCUACGAAAUGCCUACAAUACGUAAGUCGCUUUUACUCGAGCGUGGUUUCUUCACGUUUACGAAGAUGGACUUCAACGCACUGGCGAUCACUUCGGAUCCAGCAUUGAAAUAUUUAAGCAUCAAGCAGCGCAAGUGUAGAUUUCCUCAUGAAUCAAAUCUGCGCUUCUUUCCGGACUAUUAUUCAUACGGACUGUGUUUAUUGGAGUGCAAGUUUUAUCUAUUUCUCAAACACUGUGACUGUGUACCGUACUUUUAUCAAAUUGACGAUCGUUCUAAAUACUGUAAAUUAACACAACUAGCGUGUGUGGAGUUAUACCAAAGCUACAUUUCCUUCUUAACCGCCGACGAGCUGCGGGAAAUCUUUGGUGCUUGCAAUUGCAUGAAAAACUGCGACGAUGUUACCUUUACGCUGCAACAGUACGGAUCCACGUUUUGGUUCAACGAUCCCGUCAUCAAAUGGAGUAUCCGCAUACCGAAAAUUCGCUACAGCCGCAGAAUCAUUUACGCAUUCAUUGAUGCGUUGGUUUCUACGGGAAACAUCUUGGAAUUUUUCUUUGGGUUCAGCAUCAUAACGUUGAUCGAAGUGGGUUACUUUUCGUUAAGAAAUUUGAUCGUUUCUUGCUUCCGAUCGAAAUCUACACAGGCGUUUUGCCGUCGUCAACGACCUAAAGAAAAUCGUGCGAAAAACAAGCAGGUGUUGGUUAACAAACCUAUCGUACAGGAAAAGCAGAUCAAGUUCAAGUAG